AUGAAUAUGCUGAAUUCGCUCGAGGCGAUCGCCGGCAAGAUCUCGCCCGGGUCGGGCAAAAAUUCGCCCACCACACCGAACGGCGGCCUGCCCGGUGGGCCGGUGGCGGCCGGCGCCGGCGAGCUGAUCGACAGCAAUGGCAACACCAACAAGCUGCUCAGCGGGUACCAUCUGCGGACCAAGCUGCCGUACCAGAAGCCGGGCCUCAGCAACAACAACAACAACUGCAACGUGGUCAACAACACGCCGGCCGCGGCCACGGCGCCCGUUCCGGUGGGGCUGCUCAGUCCGCAGGCCGUGGCCCUUCUCGCGGUCGGCAGCAUCGCGAACAGUGCCGGGGCCGUCGGCAGCAACACAAGCAUCGCCGGCCUCUGCAGCCCGACCGGCGGGGGCGUUGGCAACAGCGUCCCCGGCGGCCCCCUCGCGACUGCCCUCAUCAGCCACCAUCGGACCGCGAACGGGACCAGCGACAUGAUAAUGGUGGACGACGUGCAAAUGAUGGGCGUAUCGUCCAAAGAAAAUGCCAUCAUGAACACGGCCAACAGUAAUGCGAACAACGUGAACCUCAGCCCGGGAAGCAACAACAAUAACAAUCAUACCCUGAACAACAACAAUCCGAAGGUGAUAAACAAUAAUAUGGCGCUAACGCCGGGCUCGGACGUGAGCAUCAAAUCGGCGGCGUGCCAGGACCACGACGAGGAAGUCGUGGGCGACCAGCCCGACCCAGACUACAUCAAGAUGUUCGUGGGUCAAGUGCCACGCUCGAUGGACGAGCAGCAGCUGAAGGAGAUGUUCGAGGAGUUCGGGCGCGUCCACCAAAUCAACGUGCUGCGGGACAAAACAUCCGGCCAAAGCAAGGGGUGCUGUUUUGUGACGUUUUACACGCGAAAAGCAGCCCUUAAAGCUCAGGACGCGCUGCACAACAUCAAGACCCUCGUCGGGAUGCACCAUCCGAUCCAGAUGAAGCCCGCUGACAGUGAAAACCGAAACGAACGCAAACUGUUCGUGGGAAUGCUGAGCAAAAAGUAUAACGAGAACGACGUCCGGCACCUCUUCUCGGGCCACGGUAUCAUCGAGGAGUGCACGGUGCUUCGCGACCCGUCCGGGCAGAGUAAAGGCUGCGCGUUCGUGACAUUCGCCACCAAGCAGUCGGCGAUCAGUGCGAUUAAGCAACUGCACCAGAGCAAAACGAUGGAAGGCUGCUCGGCGCCACUGGUCGUGAAGUUUGCCGACACGCAGAAGGAAAAGGACGCCAAGCGGAUGCAACAGAUGCAGUCGAACCUGUGGAACAUUACCGGCAUCAAUCAGCCGAUUACGCAGUCGGUAACGCCCCUGACCGCGACCGCCCACCCGAACCCACCGCAGCAGCAGACACCGUUCCUAGCGGCCGACGCCAUCUCCCCGCCGAUGACGCUGCUCCAGCAGCUGCAAGCCGUCGCGCAACAGCAGCAAAUCCUGCAAGGACUAAGCGCACAGACUGACACGAGCUCCGCAACUGCCGCCGCCAACCUUCUGGGACCUCUUUCGAUGCAGAACCUGGUGACGCUGGCCGCAAUGGCGCAACCGUCGCUGCAAACUGCGGCCGCAGCAGCUGCCCAGACACCGGUCUCGGCCAUCAGCAAUGCAGCGACAUCCUUGUCCAGUCUAUUAGGGAAGACAGCGACGUCAGGGACUACCGGAGCCGAAGCCGCCAGCAGCCUGACAUCAUACGCCGCCUUACCGCAGUUUGGCUCCGCCGCAGCCACUGCAGCAUUCACCCCGACGCCUUUAAAUACACCGACGCUAGCGCAAGCGGCGGUGGCAGCCGCUGCCGGAAAGCAGAUCGAAGGACCGGAAGGUUGCAAUCUGUUUAUCUAUCACCUGCCACAGGAAUUCGCCGAUACGGAUCUGGCGUCGACGUUCCUUCCGUUCGGUAACGUUGUGUCGGCGAAGGUGUUCAUCGACAAGCAGACGAACCUAUCGAAGUGCUUUGGUUUCGUGUCGUUCGACAACGUGUCGUCGGCCCAGGCCGCCAUCCAGGCGAUGCACGGUUUCCAGAUCGGAACCAAGCGGCUGAAGGUGCAGCUGAAACGCUCGAAGGACGCCUCGAAGCCGUACUAGGAGUUGGAACAGCUGGCGGCAACAGUGAACGCGCGGCUCCUCCGGUGCUGUGCCGCUGCCGUCGCCACCGCCACCGCCGCCACCAUCAUCGCAAGCGCAACAAUCAAUCGACGAACCAUGGCCAACACUAAGAACCACAGCAUCAUCACCACCAUCCCCCCAACUACCACCACCACCAACGACCUCUUGUUCAGCGGCAGUUCCACGGUCGGCCAGGGAACGAACAAAGUCACCAGUCCGUCCUGAG
Anopheles cruzii is the source of this 2347-nucleotide messenger RNA. RefSeq names its product CUGBP Elav-like family member 2. Gene Ontology annotation, biological process: mRNA splice site recognition; regulation of alternative mRNA splicing, via spliceosome. Lineage: Eukaryota; Metazoa; Arthropoda; Insecta; Diptera; Culicidae. The transcript has 10 exons. Gene Ontology annotation, molecular function: mRNA 3'-UTR binding. Gene Ontology annotation, cellular component: ribonucleoprotein complex; cytoplasm; nucleus. The record is from RefSeq and is a predicted model, not a curated record. Bases 1 to 2100 code for a protein of 699 amino acids.